GGACCGUGGUUCUAGACUGGGUCCCGUCGCCUCGUUGGCCUCACCGAUCAGAAAAGCGCCCACCCAAAGACCCACCAGUUGCUGCAGAAAUGGCCUUUCAAACCGAAUUGGACUCUUUCGGUCUCCAGCAAGACAUGUCCGAUCCCUCGAUGGGUUUGUAUCCAGAUGCUCCAUCCCUCGACAUGACGUCCAUGCCUCCCACGACCUUCGCUGAUAUGAUGAACGCUGUAACGCCAUCUCAUAUGAAGCAAGAGUCCAGCAAGGCUGACUCGAAUGAGAACAUCCUUGCCAACAGCGUGGGAGGCGGACCCUUGCCAAUUGGGUUUCAAUCUCAAAACCUCCAUGGCUCGAGUAGUAGCCUGACCGAAUUCACCAAAAGGCGCAACUGGUCUCAACGUGUCCUCGAAGAACUCAAGGACCUGAUGUAUAUUCUGACCCCUGACGGCCAGAUACUCUACAUGUCACCAUCCGCCAAGUUCCUCACUGGGUAUAAUCCUGCAGAUCUCGUGGGCAAGUCCAUCUUUGAAUUCGUCCAUCCGGAUGAUUCGGCAUUAUUCAUACGUGAGUUCAACGAGAGCAUUGCUACUGGAAAUCCUCUGCGGUUCUACCAUCGAUUCCGGACGGCGGAAGACAAAUAUCGGAUCUUUGAAUGUCACGGUCAUCCGCAUCUUACCAACGAGGCCACACCGCUGGAACGGACUGGCACACCCGUAGGACCAGCUGGGAUAUGUAGAGGCUUCUUCAUGAUGGCGCGCCCUUAUCCAAGCAGGAAUGCAGAGCUCCUCGAUUCUUUUCUGGAGCACAAGACCGAGAACAUCCGACUACAAGCGAGGAUAGCAGCGCUGAAAAGGGAAGAGGCUGAGGAUGCCGACGCUCAGCAAGAGCACUACCACAAGCAAGCAGGAGCUUCAAGUUCGCGAACACCCUCGGUUUCGAACGAAAUCAGUCCCGCAUCACCUUCCGUGCAUUCAAUUACCGACUACCAGGCCAUGCCACCACCCGCCAAGCCUACCGUGUCCAACAUCGCGCUGACACGCGAGGCACUGGACGAAGCCAACUCGUUCGCAAGACCGGAUAGCAUCAGAGACAAGAUGGCACGUUACGAAGGCUCUUCGCACGUCGACUCGAUCGAAAUGUUCACCGGUCUUAGGUAUCGCGAGGGUGAAAGAUCUCAGGGAAUAUCAACAGGCGGGACAUCCCCGGCGCUGAUACGAGGCGAUGCCGGCAUCCACAUCCCCAUCGACAAAGCCGAUGCUCGAUACUCGGCAUACUCAGACAAGAAACAUAAAAAAGUCAAAUCCGCCGACGAAUACGUGUGUACUGAUUGUGGAACGCUCGACAGUCCAGAAUGGAGAAAAGGACCGAACGGCCCCAAGACUCUAUGUAACGCCUGCGGUCUGCGGUGGGCAAAGAAAGAGAAGAAGAAGGGUGGUCCCAUGGGCACAGAUGGAGGGUCGACGAAUGCAAAUUCCGGUGCGACCAUUACUGGAAACGAUGUCCGAGAGUCAGGCUCGAAUGACUAAAUGAAGAUGAGUCGUACUGAACCUCGUACGGAGGUCUUAUUUACAAGUUUCGGUGACUCGAUGACUUGAAAAGCAUCCAGCACAACGCUGAAUGUGUCCUACAUAUCCAUGCUUGUCAGACUGGAUGAUCAUGCUAUAUUUCUGAGCUACUCUCUCCCGCCGACAGUCUGCAGACAUCCCAACUCACGACGGAGUUCAAACAGCUUCGGGACGUGCAGGCAAAGGUUUUCGACUUUUCUCACAAGGAAGAAAGG
Messenger RNA from Exophiala viscosa, 1777 nucleotides. RefSeq lists its product as uncharacterized. Gene Ontology annotation, molecular function: zinc ion binding; sequence-specific DNA binding; protein binding. The transcript has a single exon. The coding region runs from base 90 to 1523 and encodes 477 amino acids. The record is from RefSeq and is a predicted model, not a curated record. Lineage: Eukaryota; Fungi; Ascomycota; Eurotiomycetes; Chaetothyriales; Herpotrichiellaceae. Gene Ontology annotation, biological process: regulation of DNA-templated transcription.